GAGGAGAGUUAAGUAAUAUACUAUAAAAGCAAGGGGCUUUUAUAUAAUUUUAAAGAGUUUUAGGGACUAAGCUUAUAAAUUAAAAUAGUUAAGGGCUUUAGGGAAAAAAAAGAAGGGUUUUGAGGUUUUAGAAACAGUCUCCCAUGGAGGAAUGGCUUACUUAGAUACCUUGUUACAGAGACGAAGCUCUCUCUCUCUUUCUCACUCUCACUUCAAGCAACUCCAUUCCCACCUCUUAACCACCGGAAUAUUCCAUCUCCGGCCAACUUCCGCCACUAAACUCAUCGAACUCAUCUCUAUUUCACCCUCCGCCGCUGACCUCUCUUACGCUUUACAAAUCUUCCCCUACAUUCAAUUUCCUUCCACCAACGACUGGAACGCCGUUCUUCGUGGCUUAGCUCAGAGCCCUAAACCUACCGAAGCCAUAUCAUGGUUCAGGACCAUGUCACGCGCCGCCGGUGCCAGACCCGACGCGCUCACGUGCUCCUUCGCUCUGAAGGCCUGCGCACGUGCUUUGGCUCGCAACGAGGCUGUUCAGCUCCAUUCUCAGGUGGUUAGGUUCGGGUUCGGUUCAGAUAUGUUGUUGAAGACUACUCUGCUCGAUGUUUAUGCGAAAGUUGGGGAUAUUGAUUGUGCGAGGAAGGUGUUUGAUGAAAUGUGUAAGAGAGAUAUUGCUUCUUGGAAUGCUUUGAUUAUUGGUUUGGCUCAAGGGAAUAGACCCAAUGAAGCUAUAACUAUGUUUAAGAGAAUGAGAGAUGAAUUGGGUGGUUUUAAACCUAAUGAAGUUACUGUCUUGGGUGCUCUUUCGGCUUGUUCUCAAUUGGGGGCUUUUAGAGAAGGAGAAGAGAUUCAUGAGUAUAUAUUGAUGGAGAAGCUUGAUGGGAAUGUGAUAGUUUGUAAUGCUGUUAUUGAUAUGUAUGGGAAAUGUGGUUUUGUUGAGAAAGCUUAUGAGGUUUUUAGUUCUAUGAAAUGUAAGAGAAAUAUUGUUACUUGGAACACAAUGAUUAUGGCUUUUGCUAUGGAUGGUAAUGCCCGAAAAGUUCUUGAGCUUUUCGGGGAAAUGAGGGAAUCCGGUGGGGUUCAACCGGAUGCAGUUUCGUAUCUCGGUGCUUUGUGUGGUUGUAAUCAUGGUGGAUUGGUGGAUGAAGGUGUUAGGUUGUUUUAUUCGAUGGUAGAGUUCGGUUUGGAGCCUAAUGUUAAGCAUUAUGGUAGUGUUGUUGAUUUGAUGGGAAGAGCCGGGAGGCUUGAAGAAGCGUAUGAAAUAAUAAACUCGAUGCCUACUUCGCCUGAUGUUGUGCUAUGGCAGACUUUGCUCGGUGCUUCCAAGACGUAUGGGAAUGUAGAAAUGGCGGAAAUUGCAUCGCAGAAGCUUAUGGAAAUGGGGUCUAGUAGUUGUGGCGAUUUUGUUUUGUUAUCGAAUGUUUAUGCUGCUCAUAAGCGAUGGGACGACGUAGGGAGAGUUAGGGAAGCUAUGAAGAAAAGGGAUGUGAGGAAGAUACCGGGUUUUAGCUACACAGAAGUUGAAGGAGUUAUUCAUAAGUUUGUUAAUGGCGAUCAAAGCCACGAGAAAUGGCGUGAAAUUUAUGGUAAGAUGGAUGAGAUACAAUUGAAAAUGAGAGGCUUUGGGUAUGUGGCUAGUACUAAUAAUGUGUUGCAUGAUAUUGGGGAGGAAGAGAAGGAGAAUGCUUUGAGUCAUCAUAGUGAGAAAUUGGCAGUGGCAUUUGGUUUGAUUAGUACAAGUGAAGGAACACCAAUUCAAGUGAUCAAGAACCUUAGAAUAUGUGGGGAUUGUCAUAUGGUAAUCAAACUCAUUUCCAAGAUUUUUAACCGGGAAAUUAUUGUGCGCGAUCGAGCACGAUUUCAUAGGUUUAAAGAUGGUUUGUGUUCUUGCAAAGAUUAUUGGUAAAAUUUGAUAAAACAGUUCAUGAAGUUUGAGAAGAAUAUAUUAAAGUACAGAGCAUAGUUUAUACUUUUAACCAAAUUCCCUCUUUUUAAGAGUUUGGGGCAGGAUUUAUUUGUUUGAUUUCACAGCAUUCUUUAUUGAGAUUAUAAACAAAUGGAAGGAAGUACUUGAUGGUGGAAAAUGGAAAUAACUUAUCAAACGUAUUUAUCACUUUGAUAUACUUUUUUUUU
Messenger RNA from Cannabis sativa, 2133 nucleotides. Its product is annotated as pentatricopeptide repeat-containing protein At1g34160. The coding region runs from base 152 to 1906 and encodes 584 amino acids. The transcript is spliced from 2 exons. The record is from RefSeq and is a predicted model, not a curated record. Lineage: Eukaryota; Viridiplantae; Streptophyta; Magnoliopsida; Rosales; Cannabaceae. Gene Ontology annotation, molecular function: zinc ion binding; RNA binding; protein binding. Gene Ontology annotation, biological process: RNA modification.